AUGAGUCAUGGUUUUGGAAUCAGAAUCAGAAAUUCUAGAAAAGAUGAUGAUAACCAAAUGUGUUAUGUAAAAUUGGUGUGUUCUCGUGAGGGCAAGUAUGUGUCAUCCAUACCACCAGAAAUAAAGACUCAACCCACCCAAAGAAAGCAAUGUCUUGAACGCAUAACCGCUAUUAGAAAGCAAGAUAGAUGGAUGAUAACCAGUAUCGUUCAUGAUCACAAUCAUGAAGUCAGUCAAACCAAGUCAAGGCUAAUACGAGCGAAUAAGAAGCUUAGUAUGCAAGUGAAAAGAACAUUUGACUUAAAUGACAAGGCAAGUGUGCGUCUUCACAAGAGCUUUCGCUCUUUGGUUUGUGAAGUAGGAGGAUUUGAUAACUUACAGUUUAUGGAAAGAGACGCAAGAAACUACAAUGAUCAAAAGAGACGCGCAUUGGGGAAGGAAAGUGAUAGGCAAGCUUUGUUGAACCACUUUUCAGCUAUGACAGACCUCAACAAAAAUUUCAUUUUUAAAAUUGAUAUUGGUGGAGAUAAUCGAAUAUGCAAUGUAUUUUGGGCAGAUGCAAGAAGUAAGGUUGCAUGUGUAGAUUUUGGGGAUGUUGUUUCAUUUGAUACAACUUACUUAACAAAUAAGUACGACAUGCCUUUUGCACCAUUUGUUGGUGUUAAUCACCAUAACUAA
Molecule: messenger RNA, 678 nt
Organism: Vigna unguiculata (cowpea)
Lineage: Eukaryota; Viridiplantae; Streptophyta; Magnoliopsida; Fabales; Fabaceae
Product: protein FAR1-RELATED SEQUENCE 5-like
Source: RefSeq, a predicted model, not a curated record